Messenger RNA from Penicillium brasilianum, 219 nucleotides. The record is from the annotation of a GenBank genome assembly. NCBI's taxonomy places the organism in Eukaryota, Fungi, Ascomycota, Eurotiomycetes, Eurotiales, Aspergillaceae.
AUGGCGGUAAUUCUCCAGAAGAUACAUCUCACGGCUGCACGGAGUUACGUCUCGGAAGUGGACGUAAACGUUCGGAAACCUUUGAUGAAAAUAUCACGCCACUACCCAAACGUCCGAAAUCAACCCAGUCAGAUAUUUAUUCCCAAGCACAAGACCCUCACGUGUCGGUUGGAGGCGACAAUCUCCUCGAAGAAGGUAUCUCGGGAUUAUGAGUACUGA